UUAAUAUCGCCGUGGUUUUCAAUUUCCUCGCCUCAUCGUCUUCCACCUGAGAGUUUCGGACAAUCUUUGCCUGAGCUUCUCUUUAUUCUCUCAUCAGCUUCUUCAAGAAGAAACUCAGAAUUCCAUCAACAACCUCCUCACGCAUUUCCGUCUCUUUCAAAAUCAGGACUAUGGUCAGAGGAAGAGAUGCGUGUUGGGAGCACUGUGUUUUGAUUGAUCCAGCAAAACAGAAAGUUAGAUGUAACUAUUGUCAAAGAGAAUAUAGCGGAGGUGUUUAUCGCAUGAAAUUUCAUUUGGCACAAAUCAAGAACAAAGACAUAGUGCCGUGCACCGAGGUUCCAGAUAAUGUGAGGGAUGCGAUACGACAAAUCGUAAGAACUCCUAAGAAACAGAAAAAUCCGAAAAAAUCUACGGUAGAUGAUUAUGCAAUCAAUAAUGCUCCAGAAAAUAGCUCUUCAGAUAGUGAUGGUUUCCGCCCCAAUCCUGCAUCCAGUGGGCAAAAUGGUAGCACCUGUCCUCCUUUGUUAUUUCCACGCCCUUCACCUAGUGCCCAUCCCGACGUCGAGGAUGCUGAAAAGAAAAAGCAUGACUACGCUGAUAAAAAGAUCGCUUUGUUUUUCUUUCAUAACUCUAUUCCUUUUAGUGCUUCUAAAUCAAUGUAUUAUCAGGAAAUGGUGAAUGCUGUAGCGGAUUGUGGAGUAGGGUACAAGGGCCCAAGUUAUGAGAAUUUGAGAUCCUCCCUCUUGGAAAAGGCGAAAUGUGAAAUCGCUGAUAGCUGUAAGAACUUUAGGGAUGCGUUAACAGAAACUGGUUGUACAAUAUUGUCUGAUAGCUGGUCAGAUGGCAGCACCAAAUCCCUUGUAGUAUUUUCUGUUACCUGUCCAAAAGGCACGUUCUUUCUUAAGUCGGUUGAUAUUUCAGCCCAUGCCGAUGAUGCUCAGUUCUUGUUUGGGCUGCUGGAGUCAGUUGUUUUGGAGAUAGGGGUGGAAAAUGUUGUUCAAGUAAUUACAGAUAGUGCAGCUAGUUAUCUUUAUGCUGGACGACUUCUCAUGUCCAAAUACACUUCAUUGUUUUGGUCUCCGUGUGCUUCUCAGUGCAUCGAUAAAAUGCUUGAAGAUAUCAGUAAGCUAGAAUGGGUGAGUGAGGUAUUGGAGGAAGCAGGGACUAUCACCAGAUACAUAUAUAGCCAUGCAUGGGUACUGAACAUGAUGAGAAAGUUUACUGGUGGAAGAGAGUUGCUUAGACCAAGAAUAACUAGAUUUGUGACCCAUUUCUUGUCGUUAAGAUCGAUUGUGGUUGAAGAGGACAAUUUAAAGCAUAUGUUCUCACAUACAGACUGGUUAUCAUCUGCGUACAGUAGAAGACACGAUGCCCAAGCGAUUAAGUCACUUUUGUAUUUAGAUAAGUUUUGGAAGUUGGCACAUGAAGCCUUGAAUGUGUCAGAUCCACUUGUUAAAGUUUUGAGGAUUGUAGAAGGGGAUAUGCCUGCUAUGGGUUACAUAUACGAGGGUAUUGACAGGGCAAAAGUUCAAAUCAAGGCUUAUUAUAAUGGCCUUGAAGGAAAAUAUAAACCAAUUUGGGACAUUAUUGAUGAAAGAUGGAAUAUGCAGUUCCAGUCUCCCUUGCAUGCAGCUGCAGCUUUUCUUAAUCCCUCUAUAUUUUAUAACCCAAGUUUUAAGAUUGAUUUGAAGAUGAGGAACGGUUUUCAAGAGGCCAUGAUGAAGAUGGUUAUUGGAGAUAAAGAUAAAACUGAAUUCACUAGGGAACACCCUAUGUAUAUCAAUGCACAAGGAGCUCUCGGAAGUGAAUUUGCAGUUCUGGGAAGGACGCUCAAUUCCCCAGGUGACUGGUGGGCAGGGUAUGGUUAUGAAGUCCCUACGUUGCAAAAAGCUGCAUUACGGAUACUUUGUCAGCCUUGCAGUUCUUACUGGUGCAGAUGGAAUUGGAGCACCUUCGAGAACAUACAUACCAAAAAGAGAAACAGGAUGGAGCAAGAGAAGUUCAAUGACUUGGUUUUUGUACACUGCAAUUUGCAGUUGCAGGCUAUUACUCAAACUAGGGGUGGGAAAUCUAAACCAGUCAUUUAUGAUGAGAUAGAUGUUAGUUCUGAAUGGCCAACAGAGUCAGAAUCGUCAUCCGUUCUCUUAGAUGAUUCAUGGUUAGAGAAUUUAUCUUUUGAAUGCGUGGAUUGCCCUUCAGAUUAUGAUUAAGUUCAGAAAUAUUCAUAUUCAAUCAUGAUUUUGUACCAAUUGUUGUACUAUUGAAUGUAAGACUUGUGUCACUUAUGUAAUGCCAGUACCAUAUGGUUUCCCAGAAAUAUUAACCUUCCUCGCA
This is a messenger RNA of Papaver somniferum (opium poppy), 2334 nucleotides long. RefSeq lists its product as uncharacterized. The coding region runs from base 171 to 2210 and encodes 679 amino acids. The transcript is spliced from 3 exons. NCBI's taxonomy places the organism in Eukaryota, Viridiplantae, Streptophyta, Magnoliopsida, Ranunculales, Papaveraceae. Gene Ontology annotation, molecular function: DNA binding; protein dimerization activity. The record is from RefSeq and is a predicted model, not a curated record.